Phytomonas sp. EM1 is the source of this 861-nucleotide messenger RNA. Lineage: Eukaryota; Euglenozoa; Kinetoplastea; Trypanosomatida; Trypanosomatidae. The record is from the annotation of a GenBank genome assembly.
AUGUCUUCUCGCUAUGAUACGCGUACCACCAUGUUCUCCCCGGAGGGGCGUCUCUAUCAGGUGGAGUACGCAUCAGAGGCGACCCGGCAAGCCGGCACAGUGAUUGGCGUGCGCACUGCAGAGGGCAUCGCUUUGAUAGCCGAGCGCAUGCUGCAAAACGAACUCUUUGACGAUGAAAAUCCCCAGGAUAAGGAUAUUAGUGGUGAGAAGGUGUUCCGGAUCGAUGACCACCUCGGCUGCAGCGUCGCCGGCGUCACCUCAGACGCGUAUGCACUCAUCAACCAGGCCCGCCUGACCGCCCAGCGGCACUACUACACCUUCCACGAGCCCAUGGCGGCCGAGGACCUCUGCCGGGCAAUCUGCGACGAGAAGCAGCUCUACACGCAGUACGGCGGGGUGCGGCCGUUCGGGGUGUCCUUUCUCAUCGUGGGAUGGGACCGCUACCACGGCUACCAGCUCUACUCCACCGAGCCGAGCGGGGACUACGGCGCGUGGCUGGCCUGUGCAAUCGGCCAGAGCGACAAGGUCGCCCAGGCCAUGCUGAAGAAGGACUGGAAGCCGGACAUGACCCUGACGGAGGGCAUCCUCCUAGGCCUCCGUGUCAUGAGCAAAACCAUGGACAACGUCAAGCUCAGCAUGGAGCGGGUGGAGGUGGCGGUGCUUCGCAAGGUGCCGGCCCCCACCGAGCAGCGCCUGCUCGACCCUUACCGCGAGCACGUAAGCAUGGUGCCCAACUUCCAUAUCAUGACCUCGGAGGACCUCAAGCCUCUGUUAGCGGAGGCUGAGAGGCAGCGUGCCGCUGAGGAGGCGGCAGAAGAUGAGCGGCAACGCCAGCAAGAGGCCGCCCUUGAAGCCUCAUGA